This is a messenger RNA of Belonocnema kinseyi, 1721 nucleotides long. Its product is annotated as translocon-associated protein subunit alpha. Lineage: Eukaryota; Metazoa; Arthropoda; Insecta; Hymenoptera; Cynipidae. The transcript is spliced from 5 exons. Gene Ontology annotation, cellular component: endoplasmic reticulum membrane; endoplasmic reticulum. The record is from RefSeq and is a predicted model, not a curated record. The coding region runs from base 192 to 1037 and encodes 281 amino acids.
ACGAUUGCUGUGUCGGUCUUCCACGUUGUAAGCGUGGGGAAAGAGUCGUUCGAGUUGUCGGGUUGGUUGGCACUUACAACGGGAUGCCGAAGUUGACUCCGUCGAUUCUUUCACUUUCAUAGAAGCCGUGCCUUUUUCCAGUCAAGUUCCACUCGCUUAUAUCGAAAACAUUGUGAAAAAAACUUCAAAAAAUGAAGAACCUUCUCAUUUUCCUGUUACUCGCCUUUCCGGUCGUUAUUUUCACUGCAAAUGGAGGAUCGGGAUUUGCUUACGCUCAAGAUGAAGAAACAGCCGAUGAGAUGGUGGACGUUGAAGGAGAGGAUGGUGCAGUGACAACUGAAGAGGAGCCGGAAGAAGAGACAGUGACAGCAUCGAAGGACGUGGACACGACAAUUUUAUUCAUAGAACCGAUCCACAACUUGCUCAAUACUCUUGAAUUGCCAGGAGGUGUCCCUGUCGAAUUUCUGAUUGGUUUCACGAACAAAGGCGAGAACGAUUUCAUCGUCGAAACCGUAGAGACCUCUUUCCGCUAUCCCAUGGAUUUCAAUUUUUACAUUCAAAAUUUCUCAACGGUCGCCUACAACAAAAUCGUGAAACCCGAUCACGAAGCGACUCUCGCUUACUCGUUCGUGCCAUCCGAGACUUUUGCCGGAAGGCCUUUCGGCCUGAAUGUCAACUUGAAUUACCGAGAUAUUAGUGGCAACGCUUUUAGCGAGGCUGUUUACAACGAGACGGUGCAGAUUAUCGAAUUGGACGAGGGCCUCGAUGGUGAGACAGUAUUCCUUUAUGUCUUCCUUGCCGCUUGUGUCGUUCUUACGCUAGUUGGAGGCCAGCAAUUGCUCUCGUCCUUUGGUCGAAAAUCGCGAUCCACCUCCUCGCGCAAGGCUCCAGUUGAGAUGGGAACUUCGAAUCCCAACAAUAUCGACUACAGCUGGGUGCCGGAGGAAACCCUCAGACUAUUCGACAAAUCAAAGAAGAGCCCAAAGCAAAGCCCGAGACAGCGAACAGCGAAGAGAACUGCAGGCUCCGACGACUGAGGUAUCUGGGGUCAACUUAAUGUGAUUAUUUAAUAAAUUCGCCCUGAAGGGGGUCGAAAAGCGUCAUUGCUUUCAACUCAACAGAUGCAGACUUUUCUAAACAGAGUGUGAAUAUAUAGGACUUUGUUAAUUAAUAAUUUAUACAGUUAAGCCGUUUUUCCAUCAUCGAAACAUGAAUAGUUUUUUUUUUCAGUAAACUCUUCCGUAGUCGCUGACUUAAAAAACUCGAAUUUUGACUACCGGAGAAAUGAAAAUUCUCACUAUUUUCGCACAUUGCACAAAUAUCCAUGUAUAAUUUGGUACUUUGUAGCUUAUAUCGAUCAAGAGUUUCUGUUAAUAUUUAUUUGAUUGUUCACGUCGAGUGUUUAUUUUUUUUUGCAAUUUUUACAAUUUUCGAAAUUGUAAAAUUUAUAGUUUAGUUGGGAUAGAAUUAAUUAAUUAAUUAAUUAAUUAAAUGAGAAAUAAUUGGAAAGAGUACAAAAUUUCGAAGAGGAUUUUCGCUCUUCGCGAUCGUAUUUAGCACAAUUAAAUAAAUUUGUGAAUGUGUGUUCCAUCAGAGUGUACUCUUUUUGUUGAACGUAAUUAAAAUAAUUAAAUUAAUUGAAAAAUUGCAAAUCUGGAGAGCCUGCAAGAUUUAUAUUGAAUCAUACUUAGAAUUGUAAAUAAAACUUUCAUAGAUAUCUA